CCUCAACCAGCGAUAUGACGUCCACACGUGACACCGACGAAGGCGCCAUGUUGCACCUGCUCGAGGCUUUAUCGGUGCCUACAAGCGCCGAGCCAAACGCAGCGUUCACGCACCAGAGCAUCCGCAAGAACUUCUUGCAGCAAAUGGAUGUACUCGAAUUUCACCCGACGCCAAGGCCGACACCUCCUAUGCGAAAGAAGAAGCCAGAGGAACAGCCGUCCGCUGCAUCGAACAAGCCCGUGAUGAGCUGAAAGCACCGGAAAGAGGAACUACUGAGUCUACGAGCGGAGACGGUGGCGCUCCAGUCCCAACUAGAGACGUUGAAGCGGAGAAGGAGCCGCGGCAUGGCACUCCGUGCCUUCCUGGACUUCCCGGAAGGCCGCAAGUUGCACUCUGUAAGCAAAGACCCGAUUCUGGCAAAACGUCGCCGAGGGCGAGAAACGUCGAUAUGAGGCGACUAAGGGCGAGAAUGGACGGCUGAAGGCGUAGUUGCAAACCAACAAGAAGGCGUUCAAGGAUGUCAAGACGUGUUU
Molecule: messenger RNA, 533 nt
Organism: Phytophthora sojae
Lineage: Eukaryota; Oomycota; Peronosporomycetes; Peronosporales; Peronosporaceae
Exons: 1
Coding region: 15-251 (78 amino acids)
Source: RefSeq, a predicted model, not a curated record